AUGUCAGGAGCAGACAAGAAGAAGGUGUUGGUUAUAGGAAAAAGCACUAAGCCUUGCUGCUUUAAAGGGCUUAGCAUGGACAGUUUACCAGUUGUUUAUCGGGCGAACAGAAAUGCGUGGAUGAGCUCUAAACUUUUUAAAGAAUGGUUGAAGGACUGGGACAGAGAGCUACAACGCCAGUCGAGAAAAGUGUUGCUUCUUCUUGACAACUGUGCAGCACAUCCUUAUUUAGAUUGCUUGAACAUGCAACUGGAAUUUCUAUCUCGCAGGACCACAGCUUUGAUCCAGCCAAUGGACGGGGUAUCAUCAAAAAUUUGA
Stegodyphus dumicola is the source of this 318-nucleotide messenger RNA. Its product is annotated as tigger transposable element-derived protein 6-like. NCBI's taxonomy places the organism in Eukaryota, Metazoa, Arthropoda, Arachnida, Araneae, Eresidae. The record is from RefSeq and is a predicted model, not a curated record.